GACAUCAUGUUUUGACAGCUGAUUACCAUCAACAAUCGUGAAAUGAAACGUGCGUAAAAGGAAUAGGAAUUUUUAGGAUUCCAGUAUUAUUUUAGGUUUUGUUUAACUUAGAUCAAUAUACAAAUCUAAAUAAAUAUGACGGCAGUACACGUUAUAAGAAGGUUUGGCGUUCCAUUAGCUAACAUGUGUUGUCAUAAAAAGCCGACAAAAUUACAAGUGCGAUAUAGUGCUACUUUAGGAUUAACUGCGAAGAGAUUUGCUCCAGUGCUUAUAAAAGCUCGCCACCUGGGGCUAGGACCCACGUCGAAGGAUUUCGAGGAGCCCACACAAAUUACAGGACCAAUAACGAAACUACAUGCGGCUGAGCUCGUUCUACACUUAAAAGCGGAUGAGAGGAAAUUGUUGUUCACGGCGCUACAAGAAUUCGAAUCUAAUAGGAUUAAAGAGGAGUUCGAAGACAAACUGGCAGGCCAGAGAUGGAGGACAAAGCUAGGUAGGCCCAGCAAAGUGCCCACCCUCGGCGAUGUAGACCCUACAGGCACCUACUGUCCGGUCCCCGAAGACUGGCUCAAGAAAAAGUAUGCGGCCACAGUACCCAAGCCUACAACCAGGGAGUUAGUCCACUUGUCAUUAGCAAAUUCAGUGCCAUUCAUCGGUUUUGGCUUCUUGGAUAACUUCGUAAUGAUAGUUGCGGGCGACAGCAUCGAAAGCAGCAUGAGCGCAUUUAUCACAAUCUCAACCAUGGCGGCCGCCGCGCUCGGCAACACGUUCAGCGACGUCAUCGGCAUCGGCUCCUCGUACUACGUGGAGCGCGCGGCCGCCAUGUUGGGCAUGGCGCCGCCCCCGCUCGCGCCCGUGCAGCUCGACAUGCCCGUGUGCCGCCGCGUGUCCAACCUGGGCCGCGUUCUAGGCAUCACAUUAGGCUGCUUCCUCGGCAUGACGCCGCUCCUCUUCAAGGACUACAAGGAUGACAAGGAUAAAGACAAGGACGGCAAGAAAGAUAAACAGGAACCUAAAGCGGAAGCGAAGGCGGAAGCGAAAGCGGACGCGAAAGCGGAUUUGAAGAAGAGUUAAUUCUGGAAAGUGUUAGGAGGGGCGGAUAGACCAGUAUAAAGGUACUAAUCUACUUAUAUUUUACUGUUGUGGAAUGUGCUAAGAAAAUAAAAUGUAUUUGGCGCAAAGCAUUCUAUCCGACAACGAUUACGAGUGUAAAGUUUUAUGGCAUGGCGUGCUAUCCACACUGUUAAGCUUUUAUAAGGCAGAGGGAAUAUAUUUCCCAUUAUGAUGUUGAACUUUAUUUGCAAAGUGAUAGGGCUUAAUUUAGCACAAUUUCUGUCGCCCUUAUGCCCGUUAAAGGGUUAACAGACAAUUUGUAUACCUUAUUGCGAAGAAAUAAGGUCCACCGAUGGUCAAUAAAGUGUUAGCAGUUUUGCUGUUAGUACUCUACUGUCUAAGUGAUAUUUACGCUUUCAAAUAUGGUUUAUAUUCGGUAACUUUUACUAAUGGUGCGUCAUGUUUUUGUGUAUGACUUACACAGCUUAUACAAGAUUCUACAACAGUAAACAUAAGAAAAAAUUAAGGUAUACAAGUUGCCGCUGAAACAAUUAUAUCCGCCCCUGUACGCAAUACACUAAUGUACUUAGCAUCACAUCUUAACACCAUUUUUGUAAUCUCAUCUUCUUAGAAUGUGACUAAAGCACUGUUUGAAAACAAAAUAUCUGCCUAACUGCAGCACUUGUAGUGUAAUUAGGAACUUAUUACUAAAGAAAUAAGGUCUAAAUUAAAACGACCUUUAUAGCGUCUUUGCUCUUGGUCGUUUUAGAGUCAAGUUUAAAAAAUAGGGGCACAACUCACGUGUAGAAUUAUGUCUGCUAUUAGCUAAAAAGUGCAGGAUAUUUUAAUGAAUGUAGGCUUAAAGUUUUCUAUGCGACGUAUACUGUGACUUUGGACUUCGUGUAAACUGUAGUCUAUUAGACUUAUAUUGCAUAUAAUGCACGCUGUGUAAAUUGUAAGGUAAUAGAUAUUCGAUGUUGUGCAUUUAAUUCUGAAUAUUACCUACACUAAUACAGACUUGAAAUGUCACACUUCAAAAUUACUUAACUAUGGUCCUUAUUCUGUAAUAAGGUACAAAUAAGUUAAAUCUCACGAGUAUAUUUAUUGUGAGACCUGUCUUCCAUGUACGCUGCAAUAUUUGAUAUUAUUCGAGGUAAAAGUUUACAAAAUGCCCAAUGUGCAUUACAAUGCAGUAACGCUUACAAUCUAAUUAGAACCUUUUAUAUAAUUAAUAAUUACAAAGAAGCAUUUUUUCUUUUGAUUCAUUGCCUUUUACAGUUUUUAAACAACCGAAAUUCAUCCUAAUUUAAUGUAAAACAAGGUUCAAAUUAAAAAUAGGAGGAAUGUUUAUACAUAGUGGGCCUUAAAGGCUACACCGUUAAGGUCGAUAUUUUAAUGGGCCAUUAUACUCAUUAUGUUUUAUGUUAAGACUCGUUUACCUCAAAUAAUUUCAAACUCAACUAAGUUGUUGAUCACUCGAAUAUUAAGAGAAAAUUUGCUUAUAAUAUUAGUCAUUGUAUUAAGUGUUUGUUAUAUUUUAAUAAGUACCUAGGUAAUUUUUAAUUGGAUUAUUUUGAAAGUUUUUUACGAAUUUAAAUAUUUUUAUCUUGCCAAUGGCAGCUCUCUGGCAUUGAUAGUGAAAGAAAAAUGUGGCCAGUAGCGGGACAAGAUAUUAUUUUAAAUAUAUAUAUAUAUAUAUACAACAUACAACCACAUUCGCUGCCUAACAGUUUUUUGGCAUUACCAUAUGUCAAAUCUCAUACAAACCUGUAUUGAAUCGGAUUGUUACUAUAGUAAGCCUCGUUUACACUUUCGAGUAUAUAUAACUAGCUCAGGACCAGUGUUCUGUGCAAAGUGACUCGCUAUAUUUACAGUAUUUGAAAGCCGGAAGGUUGUAACUACUGUAACUUUUCCACGCCGCACCUAUCUACAAGGUUUUUCCAAAAAAUCCAAAUAUAUUCCAAUUAAUCUAGCUUUGAUGAUUAAUAAUUUGAAGACAAGUCGCGUUUCCCGAAAGCGCAAUCUAAUUUGAACCUUAAAUCGGAAUGCUAAAGUUGAAAUUCUAUUGCGUGUGGUUGAUAAAUCAUACUAUGAGACUAUGACUGGAAAAGAGUUAUAAUGCGAAUGCCGACUCCCUUCCGUGUUGCUCGAAAACGGACUCCCUUAGAAUAGUAAUAAAAAAAAUACUUUUGUUAGAGGAACGCUGUACAAGUAGUGACUGGAAAAGACACUCGACAAGUGUAAACGGGGCUUUAGUUAUACGCUUGUUGCUGUUGUUGUCCCAUAGCAGAAUACGUAGUAUAUUAUUAUGUUAUUUACUCGUUUAUCGUAACGUGUAAGGUAAGCUGCACCCACUGCAUUGCGAAUAUAGUGUAAGGUCAGAUAGGUAAAAGGUACACAUAAGUACGUAUACAUUUUUUCUUUCAUAUACUGCGUGUAUUUUUGAUAUAACCGCAAACUUAAGAGAGACGAAGGUUUUAGUGCUAUUAAACGUUUCUGAAAGAAAUUUUUAGUUUACUCUUAACCACAAGAGCAAUAUUAAUUUUUGAAAAUUUUUGAGCGGCAAUGUAUCUCGGGUAUUGUCGCGUCAGCACUUAGUCCAUACACCUACAGUACAUAUACCUACUUCAUUUAGAAUAGCAAUAUACGCAAUAAUAUUUAUUUUAUUGUAGUUCUUUCCUUGCUAUUCCUUAUUACCUAGGGGCUGUCCAUAAAUUACGUCAUCGAUUUUUGACGAUUUUGGACCCCCCCCCCCCUAUAAUCAUCCAAAAAUCAUGCUUCAAAUGACCCCAUUUCCUCCUACUUCAUGCUACCGUCAUCCGAUGUCCAGACCCCCCCCCCCCCCUAAUUUGAAAUGACGUAAUUUAUGAAUAGCCCCCUAUCUGACAUUUGUCUAAGAUUUUUGUAUAUAAUUUUGUAAAGUUUAGUACAAAAGAGUAUUGAAAUCUCAACAGUUAUGAAGUUCCUGUGUAGAUAUUUUAUUGUAAAUAGUCUCACUUGGCAAUAAUAUUCAAUUUUACAUCUUCAGUGCAAAGUAAUAGAGCUCACUUUUGAACUUUCUUUAUGUUGCUUAAGUAUUUUUUGCAAUGUAAGUAUUCUAAAGCAUUUAACUAUUAACAUGGAGUCUUUGGAGUGACAGUGGGGAAAUUUUUCAUAUAUCAAAUUAUAUAAUGUUACCUUUAUUCAGAUCAAAGUUUUCUAUUUAUUGUUCGAUGGAUGUUUUAUAAUAUGACUUUGUGAUUAUUAUUUAGAUGAAUAUAAUUAUAUUUCAUGCAA
Cydia splendana is the source of this 4329-nucleotide messenger RNA. RefSeq lists its product as uncharacterized. The record is from RefSeq and is a predicted model, not a curated record. The coding region runs from base 136 to 1074 and encodes 312 amino acids. NCBI's taxonomy places the organism in Eukaryota, Metazoa, Arthropoda, Insecta, Lepidoptera, Tortricidae. Gene Ontology annotation, cellular component: mitochondrion. The transcript has 6 exons.